AUUGUCAAACUUUUCCCUGAUGAUGCAUUUAGUUUGAACUGUGCCAGUCGAAAAUUUUUUUUAAUAAUGAUUUGAAGAAUAUGGACAGAAUUCCAUUCAGAAAAUAUUUUCAGUAAUCAUUUUUAUCAUGUGAAAUAUGAAUGUGCAAUAUGAAGUAAUGUUUAGAGUAACUGUUAGUAUGCCAAGUAAACAUUUUCUAUGCUUCCUAAACAAAACAAAGGAACAGUGAAUACAUUCAAGGUUGUUCUUUUGGAAGCAUUAUACGUUCUUGAUUGUACUGAAGAUAUCGUAAACCCAAUUGUGGGGUGAAGUGGUGGAUGAAUUUCGUUCGUUUAAUGUCCAUUCCUGGUGAUUUUGGGGCAUAUCACUAAUGGCUCAAUCAUUCAGUUGGUACCACCACAACCACCUUGGAACGACGAAACCGGACGACCAAUUGAAAACGAAGUCCGUACCGCUGUGUUCCGUCAAUGACGUUCAGUUGCGUUUUUUGUGUCCUGAUGAUUUGGAGGAAGUGCGAACGCUAUGCCAGGAUUGGUUUCCUAUCGAUUACCCGCUAUCCUGGUAUGAGGAUAUCACGUCUAGCACCCGUUUCUUCGCGCUCGCCGCGGUUUAUAACUACACGAUCAUUGGUUUGAUUGUGUCGGAGAUUAAACCCUUCUCUAAACUUAACAAAGAGGACCGAGGUAUUCUCUCAGAAUCGAUGGGUAGAGAGGCUGAAAUAGGUUACAUUCUGUCUCUUGGUGUUCACCGAAAAUACCAUGCCGUUAUCACUACCGACAGUGGUAUUUUAUUUUUCGACCAAAAUUGGACUCAGAUUUCAUCGGGAGGCCACCAGUUCCAGCACAUUUCAGCCUUCGCCUACGAUGAGGUGAAAGGCAAACUUUACUUCAGUGACUUGAAGGAUUCGAAGUUCCGCUUGUUCUCACUGGAUACCAACCCUCAGGAGGAAUAUCAUAAAAUCACCAAAUUACUGCCAAAGCUAGAUGAAACAGCCUACAUCACCGGGUUGGCAUUUGAUCAUCUCGAAAGAAAACUCUAUUGGACGGAACGGGGAACACAUUCUGUUUAUGCAGCAGAGGUUGAUAGUUUGGAAAGGAAUGCUAACGACAGUCAAGCUCAGAUCAAGUUGAUCGCUCGGGUCGAAGAAGAUCACGACUUGGCAGCUCUGACCAUUGACGAAUGUCGCCGGCAUCUGUACUGGACGAACAGUUUCCUAAGAACCUCUAGCAUUGUGCAAGCGGCAAUGAACGGUUCGGUUCUGAAAUCAUACAUCAAAGAUGUUUACCAGCCAAAAGGCAUCACCAUUGAUCACUACCAAAAUCGUAUCUAUUGGGUGGAGAAGAAGUACGGUCGAGCAUUUACCAUCGAAAGUGCUGAUCUAGAUAUAGAAAACCGAUCAACAUUCCUCAGUGGCUACGAUAAAGUUCCGACACAUGUAUCAGUCGAUAAUCGUUUCUUGUACUGGAUCGAUCAGGAAGAUGAUGAAGUACACGAGGCAUCGAAAACAGAUUCGACUGUUAAUCGAGUAAUUUAUAAAGGAAACAGUCCAUCAGCAGUGAUCAUAAGGUCUAGUUUACUGUUAGAAUUCCACAAAAAUAAUCCACGAUGCAUGGAUGUAGUUUCUCAAAUCAUGGAUAAUGUAAGACGUGAAUCAGCAGGUGAGGAUCUGGAGACUCACAACACAACGGAGAUCAAGACGGAAAGAAUAGUUUGUUUGAAUAAUGGAAUUCCUAAUCACAAUACGAAUAGUUGCAUCUGUUUAUCGGAAUAUCAGGGUACCUUCUGUGAAAUUCCGAUCUGUAACAAUUUCUGCGUUCACGGUGAAUGCAUCGUGGGUGUGGACAGCAGACCUGUUUGUAAGUGCAAUGUGGAAUUCGAGGGAAAACGGUGUGAUCGCAAUAAAUGUGACGGAUACUGCCUAAAUAGUGGCCGUUGUUCGCUUAGUGCUUCCGGUGAGACAUCUUGUACUUGUUCGAAAAACUUCAGCGGUGCUCGGUGCGAAACGGCGAUUUGUACUUCAGACUAUUGCUACAAUGGUGAAUGCUACGUGGAAGGAGAAGUACCGAAAUGUAAAUGCAACGUCGGCUAUCGGGGGGAACGGUGUGAAGAGUAUACGUGCAAUAACUACUGCCUCAAUGACGGAAAUUGUGUACUUAACAAUGAAACUAUGCUAGUAGAAUGUCGCUGCAGCGUAGAAUACACGGGAAAACGAUGCGAAAUUCCAAAACGGUUCUGUUCACUCGAUAAUGGUGAUCCGGAAUUACAGCCUUACUGUGAAGGCAUCACAAAUGCUCCACAACUUGCGGAGCCCCAAGUUACUUAUUGUAAAAAUUCGUUCAACCGAACCGUAGUCUACACAUCGUUGGCCUUCACAGCGUCGCUGUUUAUAUUGAUGAUAAUCCUUUGGCUUGUUCGCCGGUUUUACGAAGAAGGCCGGCCGCGUAUUACCAAACGAUUCAAAGUGACUAAUCAUACGCAAAUGACAUCGAGACCCGCAACGCAGUGUGAGAUUACGAUUGAAAAUUGCUGCAAUAUGAACGUGUGCGAAACGCCCUGUUUCGAUACGAAUCUUCUGCAGAAGGCAUCAUCGAAAGCAGAUGAUAAGCAGUACCUGUUGGACGACAUCGAGAACAUUGCCGGUUCCUAUCGCAAGCUACCCAGCUGCAGUAAUGAAAAGGGUCUACCCUAAUCACUUGAAACUAAGACUGCUAGCGGGGAUAGUAUCCUCGAUUGGUGGCUUGUAUUCCUCUCUAAAGCGGCAGCUGUAAAAGUGCGAUUAAAAAAGCGGAUUUGCUUAGCGAUGAUGAAAAUCGUUGCCCCCUAACUGAAAUCUCUCCAGACUUAGCAAUAUACAAAUAGGUAGUUGUGAACUAAUUUAUGUGAUUAGUUAAUAGAAAAAAGGAAAGCUAAGGGCUGCAGGAAGGUUGCAUUAGAAGAAUGAUUGGGCUAAGUAGUAUAUAUUGCUUGUCGGUUUUAUUUUUUUUUCAUUUGUGGCAUGCGCACGUAAAUUUGGUGCUUAUGUGUUAUUUUAUUCGCCCAUAUACUCCGUCGAAUUCACCAGUUUAAAAUGUGUAAUUUGCAAUACGAUUAGUGAUACCCGUAUUUUAAAAUGGGUUCUGUCGUAAACUUACAAUUUGCUCGUUUUUUUAUAUUUUUGUGCUCUAACUAAACUAAAAUGGUAAAGAACUACGUCGUCCAACAAAUCCAAAUCAUAUUUUUAAUUUCAAUAAAUAAUUCUUUAUUAUUUUAAAACUAUGAAGCAUUGAUUUUUUAACAUAUAGGAAAUGCUAACUUCAAUUAUGUAAAAAAGCGGUAUUCAACAACAUGAACGGAAUUAAAACCCUACGGCGCGACAUCUGGACUCUAAAUUUUCGGCUUUAAAACAAUUCAUCAAUCGUUGUAUUCAAAAUAAUAUCAGUCACUAGUUGAAAGAAUGUACCUGAAAAUAUAGAGUUGUAGAACUUUCUUACACCACUUAUCACUUAGGUCAUGCCAGACAGUUUUUGAUGUCGCAUACCUUCGUAAUUACCGUUUCUUUUUUCUUUGAAUGCGUCUUCCAAUGUGAAUAAAACAAAACGCCUCUAAAAAUUUUUUUUUCGAGCUAUUAGUGGAAUGAACUAAGUCGCUUUAAAAUAAAGUUAAUUCCGUUUAAAACCAAAACAUAUUUUAUAGUGGAAUUAAACGGAGUUAAUUAUAUUUGAAAUACUUCUUAAAAGUUAUUAUUGGAUACUAGUUUAAUUGUUGAUUAUUUUAACAAUCAAUCAUCAAUUUUCGCAAGUACUUAAAAGUUUUAUGCGCGUGUUCUUAUUAAUCAGUUUCAUAUUGUUAUCUAAUUUAUCAAAAAUUGUUAAUAUACAGGCUUGCUACUACAUCUACAUAGAAUAAUUUUUUUUUAACUGGUUUGAACCGAAUUCGACAGUGUAAUGAGCCAAUCAGAUCACCACAUUAGGAUAUUCUACAUUUAUUUAACAAAAAUCAUAAAGCUACCAGUGGAGUACUAGCAUGUUUCAAAAUGAGUAACAAUUGUUAGUGUAUCGAUAACAUUUUUGCGAACGAACAAGGGUUAAAAUUUAAGAAAACAAAAGCCAACAAUACCAUAGAAACCAAAUAAAAAAACAGCACAUGAAUUGUAUUCAGAAUGAUCGGAAAACCUCCAAGUUACCGUCACAUGACUGACAAAUGCUCAACAGCCAUCAAGUUCAUCGAAUAGCCAAACCGUUAGUUUUAAUCCCGCUACUGAAAAUUGCACUUUGCUGCGCUAUGCCACGCACAACUUGUUUAGUUUCAGUUUACCUGACAGUUCCUUUAGUUGGUUAAUGGCUUGUUAAACGUUAUUAGCUUAGUACAAUCAAAGAAGCAUUGUGUUGCUUGACAGUAAUAAGUAGAAUCAAAAAUAUCAAAUUGAUAUUAUCCUAAGGAGGAAACGUGGUAUUUAUGAAAAAUGCCAUUUUUGCGUUUACUAUUCUCCUUCCUUGUACAAUAUACUCCAUAGCUAGUGAUCAAAUGCUAUUCAACGCAGAAAUAGUUUGCUGGUUUCUGUAAACGCCAUAUAAUUAAAAAAAAACGGUCAUAAUUGCAAGCAGCACGCACAUUCAUAAGCUUUUAGUUUAGCAGUCAAAUCUACUUUUGCUUACCACUGCUAUGCAUCGUUAUCGUAACAAAUCAUUUAUCUACGUUGGAGCCUUGGCUUAGAGAAUAAAAACAACGGAAGUAAUAAAUGGAGGUACUAAUGCAACAAAUUCAAAGUUAGGUGCCGAUAAUGUACUUUGGAAAUUUUACACAAAACAAAGGAAUUUGUUAAGACUUUAUAUAAAAUAUCCACAUAAGAAAUGUGAUAUUUAUAUAAAUUUUAAAUAGGAAGAUUCAUCGAAUGAAUUCAGUUGUUAGUGAGAUGUAAAUAACUAAAAAGACGAAAUUAUAUUUUAUCCGGUAUGUACGGUGUACAUGA
Molecule: messenger RNA, 4948 nt
Organism: Malaya genurostris
Lineage: Eukaryota; Metazoa; Arthropoda; Insecta; Diptera; Culicidae
Product: protein cueball-like
Exons: 6
Coding region: 371-2689 (772 amino acids)
Source: RefSeq, a predicted model, not a curated record